AUGGCGGACGAGACGAAGACGGGCAAGACGGAACGCCCGAAAACCCCGGGGUUGGAGGUGCCUCCGGGAGACCGCACGUCGGGAAGGACAUCGUCUCCUGCCCGGCUUCCAACGGAGCUCGCGCUCAAGGUGCAGACACAGAUGGGCCGGAUUGCUGCACUCAGGGAGUUCACAGAAUCCCUGCCGGAUGUCCCAGCGGAGACAUCGAACGAGGAGGUCUCGCAGAUCCAGCAGCUGAUCGAGGAGACGCACAAGGCGUUCGUGAAGGAGCACGCCUAUUUCGAGGUGUCAUGGCCUACUACGCUUACUCACCAUGAGUACUUCGCUGAGAACGCUCACCAGACUGAGUUGCGAUGCUACAUGCAGGCGCGACGGAUCAUUGGCGAGCUUCGCCACGCAUUGGCAGCUCAGCCCGCUCAACCGCAGACCAGCUCAUCGACCGGCGAGACAAGACAGACGCACUCACGCUUGCCGGACAUCUCACUCCCGAAGUUUAACGGGGAGUAUUCCGCGUGGCCUGCUUUCAGAGACCUGUUCACCAGCCUGAUCAUGCAGAACGAGCAACUCACGAACGUGGAGAGGCUCCAUUACCUCCGUUCGUCGGUGGAAGGCACGCCUGCUCAACUGAUCGCAGGAUUUACCAUGUCCGGAGACUCACUCACGCCGUCCUGGGAGUUACUCAAGGACAGGUACGAGACCAAGCGCCUGCUCAUCCAUGCCUGCCUGGAUAAAUUAUUCGCCAGCUCAACCCCGGUGCCAAGGAAGGCGGCGUCCUUGGAUCGACUGGUCUCGGGAGUCAAGGAGGCGCUCAAGGGACUGGAGGCCCUCGAGGUGACAGACAAGCUCGGAGACUGCGCUGUGGUGUACCACGUCACGCGCCUCCUGGAUCGCGCGACACGCGAGCAGUGGGAGAACUCUGUUGGCGCCACGCGCGACUAUCCCAAAUUCACGAAGCUCGAGGAGUUUCUUACGACUCGUAUGCGGGCGCUCGAGCGGAUAGAGAGUACGACGGCUCAACCUGGUUCCAGCUCAGCACCUCCACCAACGAAGAAGACGGCUGCUCAUCAGUCUGCUCAUCAGGUCGAUACAUCAUACCCGUGCGACUGCUGCAGAGCGCAGCAUUUCAUAGUGAUGUGUAUGUGCGCGCAUGUAAGUCUCAGCGAGGCUGUAAGACCUGCUCAGGGCGGCACCAUACCAUGCUGCACGGCACACAGACAACCGCAUCGUCAGCUCAAAAGGCCGGUGGUUCAUCGGGCACGCCCGCAAAUUGAAGAGUCGGUGCAGUCGUCGAGACCAACUCACACGUCCGCUCAUCCUGCUCGAUUCUACUCGCCACAGCCUUGGCACUGGCAAGGAGUGUACUCGAGGACACGAGGAGUCGUGUCACUCACGUUACGCUCGACACAUUCCAACGCAGCUGCCACAAUUCAAGCUCACGUCCUCCGGACAGUUACAUCAAUCUUACCAUCGUUCGAGGCGGAACCGGAAGAAUGGCCGCAUCUCAGGAACUUGGCAUUAGCCGAUCCUGAUUUUCUCAUCCCACGGCCAGUUGACAUCCUCAUCGGCGCACACGCUUACGGGCAAAUCAUCAAGCCCAAUAUCAUUCGGCAUUCUCCACUCAUGCCGAUAGCGCAACUCUCCAUUUUCGGAUGGCUCGUUCUUGGACCAGUCAAUAGGGAAGCAACACGCACAUCAACGCACCAUGCUUCUACUCAAGUCAACGAGGAUGCUCUCAACGAGUUACUGACAAGAUUUUGGGUUCAAGAGGAGGUGCCUACUCACGAUGUCAACCAACUCACUCCUGACGAGCAGAGGUGCGAAGAGCACUUCAAGGCCACACACUCUCGUGAUUCUUCAGGGAGGUACGUCGUCAGGAUUCCGCUCAAAUCACCAGUAUAUCUUCUGGGUGAUUCGUACCACGUCGCCCAUCAGUGCCUCAAGGGACUUCGCAGACGAUUCUCAAGGGAUGUGAACUAUCAACGUCUCUAUCAACAAUUUAUGAUGGAUUACGAGACGCUCAACCACAUGACGAAGGCAUUAUCCAUCUCCAGUCGUCGCUCACACUUCUACCUGCCACAUCACGGUGUUCUCAAGCCUGACAGCACAACAACAAAGCUGCGAGUCGUAUUUAAUGGCUCCAGCGCAUCCACAUCGGGCUACUCUGCUAACGACCUUAUGUAUACGGGAGCGAAGUUGCAUCUGAAUAUCUCAGAUGUUCUCCUCUGGAUACGAAGACACCGUCACAUUUUCGCUACGGAUAUCACCAAGAUGUACAGGCAGAUCAAAAUUCACAAGGAUGACUGGGAGUUGCAACGGAUACUCUGGAUGGACGAUCAACUCAAUGAGGUGCCCUACCAUCUGACAACCGUCACCUACGGGACAAAGGCCGCGCCGUUCUUGGCGGUCAGGACGCUGCUACAACUAGCAGAGGACGAAGGACAUAAAUAUCCACUGGCUGUGCCAUCCAUCACUCAUGGCAGGUAUGUCGAUGACAUAUUUGGUGGUGCAGAUACGAUUCAACAAUUGCAGGAGGUCGCACAUCAACUAAAGGGCCUCUGCAUGGCGGGCGGCUUCCCACUAGCAAAAUGGCAUGCAACUCAUCUCGACAUACUCAAGACUGUCACCGACAGCGAAGACCAAGGCUUACCAAUCACAUUCGACGAUUGCGCAACCAAGAUACUCGGACUCAAAUGGCUCCCUCAAGAAGAUACCUUUGCAUUCUCAACGCGAAGCUCACGCAAGGAAGGCAGGCUCACAAAACGCCUCGUAUUAUCUGAUGUGGCUCAGAUAUUCGAUCCACUUGGUUUUGCAUCACCCGUCGUGAUCAAGGCCAAAAUUCUCUUGCAGGAGCUGUGGCUGCACAAGCUCCAAUGGGAUGAUCCACUGCCAUCCCAGCUCUCAACCCGGUGGCUCUCCAUCAGAGAAGAACUCACAAGUCUGGCCAGACUCUCAAUACCUCGGUGGCUCAACACAUGGAGCGACUCGCAAGUGGAACUUCAUGGAUUCUCUGAUGCUUCUCAAUUGGCAAUGGCUGCAGUCAUAUACAUCUCCGUUCACGACUCAAACGGCGCCACGUUCUCACUUGUGUGCUCCAAGACUAAGGUGGCACCUCUCAAGCGGCUCUCAAUCCCGCGACUUGAACUCACGGCUGCUCUUCUGCUCUCUCGGCUCAUGCAAUACGUCACAGCCACGUUGAACAUGGACGUAACGGCAACUCAUAUGUGGACGGACUCUCUAGUGACACUCUCGUGGAUCAGAUCUCAUGCAUCACGCUGGAAGGAUUUUGUCAGGAACAGGGUGGUUCAAAUUCAAGAACUCACUCCAGCUGCUCACUGGAGAUACAUACCUGGAACUUCCAAUCCGGCUGAUUGCGCAUCACGAGGCCUCACGACUGCUCAGCUUCAGAACCACGCACUUUGGUGGACGGGACCACCAUGGAUACUCAAGCCAGACUCAUGGCCGUCGCAACCAGCACUCUCUGACGAGAUGAGUGCAACGGAAGCUCGCCCAGGCGUUGCGCUAUUGACGGUUACGCCAAGGACUGAAUAUCAAUGGGAACUCAUCUACAGGUACUCAAGCCUCACUAAACUAUUGAGGAUUACAGCUCUCUGUUUCAGAUUCGUUUCACGGUUGAGGAAAGUCCACGACUCAUUUCCUGUCAGACACAUCUCUCCAGAGACCUUGGAGAAAGCGAGGCUCUUCUGGAUUCAGGCAACUCAAGCAACGUACUUCUCGCACGAGCUCAAGGCAUUACAGGCAGACUCACCGUUGGCAAUGGCGCACGCAUUCAACAGAUUGACUGCGUACAUCGACGCUCAAGGAGUCAUUCGCGUCGGCGGACGACUCGCUCACGCAGCUCUCUCAUUCGACGCGAUACAUCCUGUUAUAUUGCCUCGCCACUCUCAGCUGUCGUCAUUGAUCAUCGCUCACGCUCAUCAACGGACUCUACAUGGAAGCACGCAGCUUACGCUGUCAUACAUCCGACAACAAUACUGGAUUCUCGGCGGGAGGGCUCCUGUCAAGUCUCACAUCCUGCGGUGUGUCACGUGUGCUCGGCAGAGGGGGAUCCGUGCUCAUCAAUUGAUGGGCCAACUACCUCUCUCUCGAGUUACGCAGGCACGACCAUUCACUCAUACAGGUGUGGACUACGCAGGGCCGCUCACCGUCAAAGCGUGGAAAGGAAGAGGUGCCAAAACAACUAAAGGCUGGAUUUGCGUUUUUGUCUGCUUCUCAACCUCAGCAGUACACCUUGAGGCGGUCAGUGACUACUCAACGGAGGGAUUCAUUGCCGCCUAUCGACGCUUCUCAUCCAGACGCGGCAUUGCUCACACCCUACACUCCGACUGCGGCACCAAUUUCGUCGGAGCGGAUGCAGCUCUCAAAAGGCUGUUCAUCCAGAGCACUCAAGAACAUCAGCAAGUCUCUCACCUGCUCUCGCAAGAUAACACCCGAUGGGAAUUUAAUCCCCCAGCGACACCUCACAUGGGAGGAAAAUGGGAGGCCGUCUUGAAAUCCAUCAAGUAUCACCUACGCCGGACCAUUGGAGAAAGCGUGCUCACCUUUGAGGAGCUCACCACAUUGCUCACUCAAAUUGAGGCAAUUCUCAAUUCGCGCCCUCUCGAACCAUUGAGUGACGACGCGGACGACAUCUCAGCACUCACGCCAGGCCACUUCCUCGUAGGAAGUCCGCUCACCGCCAUACCAGAGCCCUCACUCACCGACCUGGCAAUCUCAAGACUCUCUCGAUGGCAGCUCAUCCAGCAGAAGGCACAACAUUUUUGGGCACACUGGGCAGCGCAUUACCUACAACGACAACAAGCCAUCUCCAAGUGGCACCACAGGAACAACGAAAUCAAGGUCGGGUCAUUGGUGCUCAUCACCGACGAGCGGCUACCGCCAUGUAAAUGGCCGCUAGCCCGGAUCACGGCUCUACAUCCUGGGAAGGAUGGUCUCGUCCGGGUGGUGACUCUGAAGACAGCCACUACCACUCUCAUCCGACCAGUGGUCAAGCUCGCCGUCCUGCCAAUCUCAUCAUAA
Molecule: messenger RNA, 5037 nt
Organism: Vollenhovia emeryi
Lineage: Eukaryota; Metazoa; Arthropoda; Insecta; Hymenoptera; Formicidae
Exons: 3
Coding region: 1-5037 (1678 amino acids)
Biological process (GO): DNA integration
Molecular function (GO): nucleic acid binding
Source: RefSeq, a predicted model, not a curated record